UGUGUUCAAUUCGCCUAUAAUAACAUAAAUUAAUAAAAUUACGACAUCCCGCAAGGACACUACUCACAAUGUUUAUGAAAGGUGUAAUUGCUGUAAACAUAUGUCGGAGUAAUUAAUCAGCAUAAAUUAUAUACGUACAACCCUCUCCCAAUUCGGGGCGUUUGUAAAAGUGUCACUUUCGGCGGCGGAUUUUUAGUAGCGUGUGUCAUCGAAAACCGUUGAGAUCCCGAUCCUGCCUGUUUAUAUAUUGAGGUGAUUUCACAAUUUCAUCAGUCGUAUGUGUCACGCGAAGCGAAAAUGUGGAAAUUGUCGAUUGUUGUAAUUUUGCACGUCCAUUGGGCGUUGAGCGAUCUUUAUCCUGGACGUCCGCUGUACAUCAAGAGCUACCCUGGGAUUCCCAACAUCCAGAGUGAUCUAUACGAAGUGUACCAAGAGCCGUACGUUUACAAUGUGAAUAUUAUUGGAGCCGUUGCGGUUCUCCAAGGCGAGGGGGAGAGCAGCGUGAAGGGUGAAAUCACGUUCACGCAAAGGCAACCACCGGUCGGUCCCGUGCUGGUUAGAGGAAACAUAACGGGGUUGAAACCUGGAAAACACGGUUUCCACAUAUACCAAUCGGGCGAUCUUCGGCACGGCUGCGAGAAACUAGGCAAUCACUUCAACCCCUUCUUGUUACAGCACGGUGACCGAAGGGACUCCCUAAGACAUGUGGGCGAUCUGGGAAACAUCGAGGCGAAAGAUGAUGGAAGUGUGGAAGUCGAGUUUGUUGAUUCUCUACUGUCGCUGGUUGGUGGUGGCAGGAGUGUUGUUGGAAGGGCACUCGUGAUAGCGGAGAAUGAAGAUGAUCUGGGUCGCGGUGGGACUGCCGAAAGUGUGUCAACGGGAAACUCUGGGAAACCAAUAGCCUGUGCCGUAAUUGCCUACACGUAGCUCUCUUAACGAUCAUUUAAUUGUACAUAAGUUUGUUAUAUUAAAAUCCGUGUUUUUUACUUGAA
Messenger RNA from Photinus pyralis (common eastern firefly), 992 nucleotides. RefSeq names its product superoxide dismutase [Cu-Zn]-like. The coding region runs from base 298 to 927 and encodes 209 amino acids. The record is from RefSeq and is a predicted model, not a curated record. Gene Ontology annotation, molecular function: copper ion binding. The transcript has 3 exons. Lineage: Eukaryota; Metazoa; Arthropoda; Insecta; Coleoptera; Lampyridae. Gene Ontology annotation, biological process: removal of superoxide radicals.